GGGAUGAGUCGGACUACAGGACCCUGGUGAACAACAUCCUGGUCUAUGGAGAGGAGAACGACCUCAUCCUCAACACAAACAAGACCAAGGAAAUAAUACUGGACUUCAGGAAGAACCCUCCCCCUCUACAGCCUCUCAUCAUCAAAGGGACUGAGGUGGAGAGGGCUGACGGGUACAGAUUCCUGGGAAUGCAGGUGACAUCUGACCUGAGCUGGACUCUUCACACCACAGCCACGGUGAAAAGGCCCAGAAAAGGCUUUAUUUCAUCAGGAUGCUCAGGAAAGCUGGUCUGAACCAUCGCCCUCUCACCCAGGCCUAUAGAGGACUGAUAGAGAGCAUCCUCACCGCAGGCAUCACUGUGUGGUAUGGAAACACCACACAGGCAGAGAGGAAGGCUCUGCAAAGAGUCAUAAGGACCGCGGAGAGGAUCACAGGGACACAACUUCCGUCCAUGGACUCUAUGUAUGUGCAGCGCUGUCGGAAAAGAGCAGAGGGAAUCAUUGGAGACUCACUUCAUCCAGCUCACUCUCUGCUCAGACACAAACACUGCACAUACAACCUGAGACAGAGCGGACAGCAUCGUCACCCAUAGGACACGCUUCUUCAACAGCUUCUUCCCUGCCACAGUCAGACUGAUGGCACAACACAGCUACUGAGAAAGAGGCACUCCUUGAAACUGUGAAAAAUGUGCAACACUACAAUCAGUGCAAUAGCCCCACACAACCUUCCCCCAACAUCUGAACAUGUGCAAGGGUUAUUAUAGUGUGUUGUUUUGUACCUCUUGACUCGGAGAACCCUGCAAAAAUAAUUCCGAUGUGUCUGGACUGCUGGUCUAGGCACAGAUGGCAAAUAAAAAACCUUAAACCUUACACCUUAAACUUGAAUAUAAAAACAGCGUGACCGAGGACUUCCUCAAAGGUUUCACAAUACCGAGAUGAAUGAAAGAGGGGACGUCGCGGCUCAUUCAGGCUCAGACUCGCAGCAUGUUUAGAUGCCAUUAACGAUCAGACGAACCACCAUGGAUGUGGGAGAAGGGAUCUACACGUUGUUGGAGGUGCUCAUCGCCGUCAGCUGCUGUCUGGGUAAUGCACUGGUUGUUUUGGCGCUGUGGACCAGUAAGAGCAUUCACAAGCCCACCUACGGCCUCAUCGCCUGUCUGGCUGUGGCCGACUUCAUGGUCGGCUGCGUGGCCAUCCCGCUGGCCGUGGUGAUGGACAGGCGAGUGGAGACUUCAUUCCACGGCUGUCUCUUCAUCAGCUGUGUGGUCAUCCUGUUGACCCUCGUUUCAAUUUUGUGUCUCACGGCUAUCGCAGUGGACCGCUUCCUCCGGGUGCAUCUCCCCCUCAGGUACAGAAGGACUGUAACACAGAGGCAUUCUCAGCUGGUGGUAGCAGCGUGUUGGCUUGUUGCAGUACCUCUGAGUUUUUCUCCCAUGUUUGGAUGGUACAACCAUGAAACCUUGUCCGAGUCCACCAACUCCACCAUAGUCUGCCAGUUUACGGCUGUGAUCCCCAUGUCAUACCUGGUUUACCUCAACUUCUUUCUCUGCACCCUCACACCUCUGCUGGUGAUGACCGUGCUGUACGGCUACAUCUUCUGCACCAUCCAAGGAACCCUUCGAGAGAAACCAGGCGACGGGCCCCAGAAACCGUGUCAGAACUACCUGGAGAAAGAGAAACAGCUGGCAGGCUCUCUGUCCCUGGUCCUGGCUCUGUUUGCCCUGUCCUGGCUCCCUCUCCACAUUAUGAACUGCAUCGUUUACUUUGGUGAGCCCAAGGAUGUACCAGGAACAGCUUUCCACGUCGGCAUCCUGCUCUCUCACGCCAACUCGGCUGUGAACCCAGUCGUGUACGCGUUCAAAAUAGAAAAGAUCAAGACGGCGUACCUGAAGCUCUGGAGACGGUACAUCACAUGUGGAGAAGAAACCCAAGCAGCUCCGACCAGCCUGACGACAGACAACAACCUCAGCAACAGUAACAUGAACAGCUUAUAGACAAACACAGGUAGAGGAAGAUGUCCUUGUUUGUCUCUUUGUUCUUAAGGAGCAGGUUCGAUUGACUCUCAAGCGUAAUUAAACAUUCACAUUGUGAGAACGUUUAAGAUGGCAGUUACAGUGUGUGAAGUGUAUUGAAGACCAACGGCCACCUUUUUUAAUUGAUGUUGAGGCACAUCUUCAGCAGUUUGCACUAAAUGUUUUGUUAUCGGCCAAGUUCAAGAAUGUGUGUUGCGAAAAACUGUCAUGUCGGGGGGGGGGAAAUGCAACUUCCACUUGUCUGAAUAGCUUUAGUUUCAUUUCACUGUCGUUUUGUUUCUGUUCCAUUUCUUCAUAUCCUUUAACGAAAAGAACGCUGUUGGAAAUCACCUUCACGAAAAAGAAAAAAAGAUCCUUCACACGAGCAGUCUGUCCUUAACUGACUGUCACUGAGGUGACAUUCGUUGUACACUUGACCAGAAAAAUACAAUGUUCAAUUUUAAAGACUUGCAGUGUUUAAUUUUUUUUGUAUCAGACAGGUGUGAGCUGCAUGACAGACAUCCGUUUAUAUUUAGUUAUUUGAAAACACCACAAAAUGCAACCUCAAAGAGAUGUUAGAUAAGAUAUGUACUUUAUUCAUCCCCAGGGGGAAAUUUCUUUAAAACAGCAGCAGACAUGUUUACACAUAAACAAUACAAUAAAAUAGGGCAUAUUACAUUUAAGAAUUUAAAUAAAAUGAAAAAUGUAAAAAGAAAACAGAAAUGAAAGUGUAUACACUGUAUCUUAGUGUACAUGAGUAUAAAGUGAAUGCGGUGCAAGGUUUAUUGAUGUUCGAAUUUUCCGUUCGCCGACAGGAGAAAAGACGUGCUAAUUAAUGGUUUCUCCAGUAAACAGGCCAACUUUUCAGAUUUAGUCUAUUUUUUUAAUUAAUCUGUAUACACAGCGCUGAGAUUGUGAUUUAGAUGACUUUAUGCUGCAUUGUCAUAGUUGCAAUCCAUACAUGACCAAAUAUUGCAUACAUUUACCAGUUACCCAUUUCAUAAUGGUAAUUGUAAAUAACCCCUUAAAAGGUUUAUUGUUUUGUGUUGAUUGCCUUAUUUUGUAUCUGCUUUAUUGGUUGUGAUGUAUGCCUUUUUAUAUUGUAUUGUUUUAAUGAUUUUGGAUAUGUUUUAAUCUACUUCCGCUUUGAGCUAAAUUUGACUUUUAUUUUGAAAUGUUAAAAGGAAGCGCACCUUUAUUUUGUUAAUAUACAAACUUGACGGUACAGCUAAGUGUUACGGACGGAUGCGCAUUUGAUAUAAA
Molecule: messenger RNA, 3274 nt
Organism: Pseudoliparis swirei
Lineage: Eukaryota; Metazoa; Chordata; Actinopteri; Perciformes; Liparidae
Product: adenosine receptor A1-like
Exons: 2
Coding region: 992-1993 (333 amino acids)
Biological process (GO): G protein-coupled adenosine receptor signaling pathway
Cellular component (GO): membrane; dendrite; synapse
Molecular function (GO): G protein-coupled adenosine receptor activity
Source: RefSeq, a predicted model, not a curated record